AUGGUCGUGACGCAUCAACAUCAGAGACGCAGCGAGGUCAUUUGCAACGGUCUGCCUCUUUGGGGCGGCAUGCAGCUGGCCGUUGACACCACACUCCUCUCGCCGGUCAGCGGCGGGUGUGCCAGAGUGUGGUGGUGGGGCUGCACAGCCGGAGCCGCGCUGCGUGUUGCUGAGCGUGCCAGCAGGCCCGGACAUGCGUCGGGACGCCGGCCAGCCGCAAAGCCGUGCUGCCCCCAGCGCCGCAAACAGGCCACGUACCCCGAGCUGCAACAGGCCUCUGCACAGGGUCUCGUGGUCCUCGUUGCAGAAAUCGGCUGGCAAGCACAGGAGCGAUUCGACCAUUGCCUCUGGCGGAAGGGAGUGGCUGUCGUCAGAGGGUAUGGCUCCGGCGUGUGGCCCCGCUUGUGA
Molecule: messenger RNA, 408 nt
Organism: Symbiodinium natans
Lineage: Eukaryota; Dinophyceae; Suessiales; Symbiodiniaceae
Source: the annotation of a GenBank genome assembly